AUGUCGGACCCGCCCCUGGCCGACGGCACGUAUAUGGCCGAGAAGGUCAUAUCCCUCCAACACGAAAUCAGCUCCUUGCAAGAGUUUGUCGAGAAGCUGAAGGCGAAGGUGGCAGACUUGCAGGCACAUAAAGAGUCUGACACCGCCGAAAUCAAGACCCUCCGUGACGUUCUUGAACAAUACGAAAAGAGUUCGGAGCAGAAUAUGUGGGAGUUGGUGGGCGUGACCAACGCUCUUCGUCGGCAGGAGAUGAUGUAUGAAUCUCUCGAGGAGGUCCAUGCCAAGACCGAGAGGGAUCUUGGAGACCUGCGGGAGCGCAUGUCUGCUUCAGAAGAGUUACGCAAGUCUGCGGAAAAGGACAUCGUCACGCUCCGUGAACAACUCCUCAGCCUUGUCACUCUGGUCAGAACCAAAACCCAGGAAGCUUGGGUGUUCUCCAUAGCUCUUCGGAGCGCAUAUGAAUACCUCCCUUCGAUGUCCGAAAAGGAAUCCUUCCGAGGCCUCCUAGAUCGAACGACAAACACCACACGAGAGCGACUCAUCGACAAACUACUCGAGGCAUCCCUGUCAAAGGUCAAUGUCCGCAUGCCGGAAGUCGACAACCCUGGUCUCGCCUCCCCAGUGUCACCACCAAGAGAAAGAGAAAGCGAGCCACGCGCCUCGGAGCCUGGCACGAAGACGCCAAAGAGGCCACGACUAACGAUGUAA
Ilyonectria robusta is the source of this 708-nucleotide messenger RNA. RefSeq lists its product as uncharacterized. NCBI's taxonomy places the organism in Eukaryota, Fungi, Ascomycota, Sordariomycetes, Hypocreales, Nectriaceae. The transcript has a single exon. The coding region runs from base 1 to 708 and encodes 235 amino acids. The record is from RefSeq and is a predicted model, not a curated record.